Leucoraja erinaceus (little skate) is the source of this 9977-nucleotide messenger RNA. RefSeq names its product ribosomal modification protein rimK-like family member A (gene rimkla). Gene Ontology annotation, molecular function: ligase activity, forming carbon-nitrogen bonds; metal ion binding; ATP binding. Gene Ontology annotation, biological process: protein modification process. The transcript has 6 exons. Lineage: Eukaryota; Metazoa; Chordata; Chondrichthyes; Rajiformes; Rajidae. The coding region runs from base 507 to 1688 and encodes 393 amino acids. Gene Ontology annotation, cellular component: cytoplasm. The record is from RefSeq and is a predicted model, not a curated record.
CCCGCCCCCCACCCCGGGCCGCCUCGAUAACUCACAACAAAACCACAGCGAGCGGGGCAGGAGCCUGGAGCUGUCCACACACACACACACACACAGCCGGCGGAGUGAGGGAGAGACAGAGGGAGAGAAAGAAGGAGGGAGAGGGAGGAAGAAAGAAAGAAAGAAAAUCGCUUCAACGCUGUCGAACAAAGGAAAUAACCGUCCGAUUAAAAGAUCGGAGGAGGGAGGGGGCGACCCUUCCCUUCAGGCGGUUGGAGAUUUUUUUUCUCUUUAAUGAUAGUUACGUGAGGGGAGAGAGCUGCUUUGCUCGCCCUGGGCGACUGAGGAGGAUCGGAGAAGUGGCGCCCUCCCCUCUCCUCCCCUCCACUCCACUCCAUCCCAGACGGCUGGCUGGCUGCCUCAGGCUGGGCUCCGCUCCUCAUCAAUCACUCCCCGCUCCCUCCCUCUCUCUCUGGUCGUUAUUUUGCUCGCUCGCUGGCUCUCUCCUUUCUUCGACGGUGCGAAUCAUGUCGGCCCGCGUCUGGUUCCUGACAGAUCGCAGGAUCUUGCAGGAUUACCCCCAGCAGGAGAUCGAACGCGCCCUCCGACAGAAAUGCGUCGACGAGGAGGUCGAGUUUCGCAUGAUCUUGAUGGACGAGAUCGUCAUCACCAUCGAACAAGGAGCUUUGGGACUGCGUAUCAAACAGGAUCUGGUAACCAGUUACCCUCAGGUGGUGGUGGUUAGAGUUCCCACCCCUUCAGUACAGAAUGACAGUGAUAUAACAUUACUGCGCCACCUUGAGAAGAUGGGCUGUCGUCUAGCCAAUCGUUCACAGGCUAUAUUGCACUGUGUUAACAAGUUCUGGACAUUCCAGGAGCUAGCUGGUCAUGGAAUACCUUUACCUGACACUUUCUCUUAUGGUGGCCAUGAAAACUUUUCAAAAAUGAUUGAUGAAGCUGAGCCUUUGGGUUAUCCAGUAGUAGUUAAAAACACACGAGGCCAUCGAGGUAAAGCAGUUUUCCUGGCACGGGACAAGCAUCAUUUGACUGAUUUAUCUCACCUAAUACGACAUGAUGCUCCAUACCUUUUCCAGAAAUAUGUAAAGGAAUCCCAUGGGAAGGAUAUCCGUGUGGUGAUGGUAGGAGGCCGUGUAAUUGGUGCGAUGUUACGCUGCUCAACUGAUGGAAGAAUGCAAAGCAAUUGCUCACUUGGAGGUGUUGGUGUGCUGUACCAGCUGAGUGAACAGGGCAAGCAGUUGGCGAUCCAGGUUUCCAAUAUUUUGGGCAUGGACAUUUGCGGUAUCGAUCUUCUCAGAAAAGAUGAUGAUUCUUUUGUAGUAUGUGAAGCCAAUGCAAAUGUGGGUUUCAAAGCCUUUGACAAAGCUUGCAAUCUGGAUGUAAGCAGUAUCAUAGCGGACUAUGCCCUGUCGUUACUGCCAAGCAGACUGACCAGGAAAAUGUCACUUCUUUCUGUAGUUUCCAGUGCUAGUGAAACGAGUGAGCCGGAGGUAGGAGCUCCAGUCAGCGCCAUUCCGGAAGGUGUAUUCACCAUGAGUGUGGGAUCAAGUUCCAGUGAGAGUGACCCCGAAAUAGUGGAGGUCAGGGAUUCUGACACUACUGCUUCCAGGUCCAUGCACACUGUACUGCCUGAACCAGGCUACAACAUGAACAAUCUCAUAAAUACUGAAAUUAAACUAUUGAGUGAGUGAGAUGAGAAAGCUCUACUAAUAGGUAUAAACAGGGGUGCUUUCCCAGCUCAGCUGGAGAAAAAGGUAAAAGAAUUAACAGAAGGGACACGAUCUAAUUUUUUUUUCUCCCAUAUUAAUCAUUAAGUCUGAGUUUGUGGAAAAGCCCAGACUGAUGACAACCAUCAAUCCACUCCAGGUGGGUUAUGCUGUCUCCAUGCCAUUGAGGUGGAUGGGUGGGAGUAUUCAUUAAGCACACCAUGUAUAUUUAAUUCAGUAGCACUAUAGGAUGAGUUCAGUUGAUUGGUUAAAAAGCAUGGCCUUGCCAAUAAGAAGGUAGCUGGUUAAUGUCUGAAGGCAGAGACCAGUUAUUGUUGUGGAGAAAACCCUCCCAUCAGUGCUAUUUGGGAAACGCAUGGCCUUUGCUUGACACCUUUCUAUGUUGACAUGGUUGUUAUCAUGAACUUCCUGUAUUUGGAAUCAAUCUCUUGCCUCUCUACAAUGAACUGCCCAUCCAUGUUAUUUUCCUUUCCUUAGAUUAGGUGCUACUCAUACCCCUUGUUUUUCUGUCUACUGUAUUAACAGUGCUACUUGGACUGCACAUAAUUUAAGCAUUUUUCAGGAAUUUUGGUGGGAACAAUUUGAACUGAUGGGCUAAUUAACAAAUGGGUCAAUUAGUAUUCCGGAGCAUAAAGUCACUAACAAACUUGGAUAUUUUAGCUGUCUUCACAGCUUAAGGAUGGAGCAAAUACAUUAAAUUAAAGUUAAAUGAUAGCACAAACCAAAAAUAAUAUAAGCUGCAAUUUCAAUUCUUCUCUCCCUUUUUCUCGAAAAAGAAAAUCUUUGAAUUGUAAGGUUAAAAUGCUGAUGAGCAAAUAAAUAAAUGUCUGCAGAAGAUGAAUGACAUACAAAUUAAUUGGCAGUGUGAAAAAUGACAUGGCUAAUCAUUUAAUAUUCUUAAUGGGCAUUGAAAGUUGGAAUAUGAUGUUGCCUACCAGGCUAAUUAAUGGAUGAAGAAUGCAUCUUGAGGGUAUGGAAAAACAAGUUGCUAAGAAGAAGUUUAUCUUUGUUUUAAAGUGAGAGAGCUACUGAGAGGAGAUUCUAUUAUGAGAUUGAUGAAUUCUUCAUUUUACUUGUCAACUCAGUUGAUUAACUUGUAGUUCCAUAAAAACAAUCUUAGGCAUAACAUUGAAGUAUCAGGGAAAUAAAUAGGUUGAGUAGUCUCACGCUUUGAUGGAGAAAAUCUUUUGGUUCAUGACUGACUAAGUUAAUAUGUGGUUUGAAUGCAUUAUGUUACAGCUCCAAUGCUCUCCAUCAUUUUAAUUUUGGUUGCUAAUACUUGUACCAACAUUGCAGUUUAAGGUAAACAUAGACUGUCCUCUUUGAAGCUUGUGUCCCCAGUGUUUUUACCCUGAAUAAUAUUGUUAAAGUUAUGGGUGAAGUGUUGAAAUGCAUAUCUGCAUUUAACCUGCGGAUUUAAUUGGCGAAAUGCACAAGGUGCAGAAUGCAUAGAGUUUAGUAAGAACUAGAAAAUUAUCAUUUUACAUGAUUGUUUGCAAAUUGGAUGUUUAUAUCUCAAAAUAUUGAUUAUCUGUCAGGUGGGUAAUAUCCACAAAAUGUGCGAAUACAGAGGAUUGACUGAAUUAUUUCAGGCAUGCCAGAAGUCAGCUCCAACUUCUUGAACAAUUGUGCUUCUGCUGUGAAGAGAUAAAGUAAUUGUAUUUAUAAAUUAUAUCUUCCAGUAUAAUUCGCACAACGUUGCCAUCAAGUUGUUCUUUUCAAAUGUCAGUAAUUGUUGGUGAGAUUCAGUGCACAUUUCUGAUUGUGUGACUUCUGGCGGUGUGUGUAAAUGUCAGCAAGCCCAAGUUCAGACACUUUAAAAGUACUAGUAUUUACAAGGUAGUAACUUGAUUUUAAUUGAAUCUUAGUUGAAUCAUAAGCUUAUUUCACCAUACGGUUAUUAAUACUGGCAAUUUUAAACAAGAGCCAUCAGCAUAUUUAGCGAUUGUGUCAUGAAAAAUCAAUUAAAAUGGCUCUGUUAAGUGGCAGCUGCUAUGUCGGGUGAGAAGGUACAUACUAACCUAGUCAAUUCAUUAAAUAUACCCAUUUAAGAAACAGAUAAUUAUUGUAGUAUUUAAAACAAAUAUUACAUUGAAGUAACUUGAUAUCUUGAGUUAUAUGUUGACUAAAAAUCUCGAAGCAGAUGCAAAUAAUUUUGCAUAUUAGCUCUAGACGGUUGAGUGCAUUUACGCGGAAGAUAGUAUGGCACCAAUAUGACUGAGCAUAUGUGUAUAGAGCGUUACAUUUGACUUUACUGUGCCUGGGCUAGAGGGACAAGGCAAUUAACCUCAGCAGGAAAGUAUGAACAGUAACAAAAGAUAAAAGCAGAUUUGAUUUUAAUUUCUCCACUGGUAUAUGUAAUAUUUUGCUUUUGACUCCAAGUCAAUUAGCCCACUAACGUUUGCUAAUCAAGCUUGAAGUUGAAUUGCUGGAGGGAAGAACCAUCACCUUGUCUUCGGGGAAGUAAAGAUGAGGGAGAAAAUUCAAAAUUUAAAACCACUUUUGCGAAGAAGUUGUAUAAUCUCAACAGGGGACAGUAACUUUUAUUUGCAGGUAACAACGUUCAUUGCAAAAACUGUUAAGCUUUCAUAAUCGUUCUCUUUUUCCAAACACAGAACUUACCAAUGUUCUUUCUAAAGGAGUUAUUUGAUUUCCCUGUAAAUAUAUUUUAAGAAUAACAAGGUUUUUAUCAAGAUAUAAAUGUAACUGAAUAAGUAAGGUAUGCUUUAACAGACACAGUUAAUGACCCCAUUCUUUGUUUUCUUUGACUAUUGUUACUUGUAAAUAGUUUGCUAUCUCCUGCAAAAUUGUGCUUCACAAAUUUUGAAAUUUCUGUCAUCUAUGUUAAUGUCCAAGAUUGUGAUAAAUGGGUGGGAGGCUUCUGUUGACAAAGGAGAGAUGUGACUAAUAAAGCAGAUGCUGCUUUUGUGUGAAAUUGGAGAGCUCCAGAACUGUUGGAAAAUCGCAUUGGAGAUGGUUUACAAUUUAAGAGGAUGAAGUACCUUCAUAUUUGCACAAAUAUGUCGUGUAAAUUUUGCGUUAUUAAUUUUGUGAUGCUAACUGAAGCGUAACAAAAUAAAAAACUGCAGCUCAAGGUGAAAGUAUUUUAACGUAGUAAUGGAGAAGCAUUGGAAGUCUUUUGAUGCUUUGCCUCAUCUUUCAGUAAUUUAAGAUUUUACUGAUAUUUUUACUUUUAAACUAUUCAGAAUACCAAGACAAGUUGGUUAAUAUAAUGCAGCAUUUUGUGCACUGGAUGUAUCCUGGUUAUAGUAAGAUAUUAAAACUAGGUAAACCGGUGAGUUAAUUCAUGAUAUGCAGUUAGCUAUUGACCAAAUAGUUACAGCUAAAAUCUCAAGUGUUUUUUGCUCUUUAUGUUCUGCAAAUGGUGAUUUUAAACAUGUAAACAAAUACAAUGAAUUUUCAAGCCAUGCACACGCAGAAUUUAUUUUAAGACAUGAAUUUCUUCACCUGUGCAAUGUUUUUUUUUAUGAAUUGUGUUCCGAAUGUAAAUAUCAAAAAAGUGCCAGGUAGUUAUCAGUUUGAAGACGGGUCCCAUAUCGAAACGUCAUCUGAACAUUUCCCUCCCUUGGGAGAAACCAACAUCAGAUAAGAUUUGUUAUUAAUUAUGACAUCCACCUGUCCAAUAAUUAUAGAGUGAAAUGUUGCACAGUUUUUAUACUUAGACAUUGGCGGAGACGUUAUCCUAUCAUCCACAAUUCUCUUUCAUUCCAGUUUGAUUAGGAGUUUAAAACAUUGGAACAACAAUAUUAUUACUGACCGUUGGCAUUUGUGCCACUUUAGCAAGGAUUUUUUAAACAUAAUAGUAGAACUUGUAAAUGUUGCUUGUCCUAACUUCAGCACAAUAGAAAAAUGGUUUCCAUUAAUUUGGAAACACAUUCUGAAAUUUUGACAAAUAAAGCAGACUCUCCACUUUACCGAAAACUCAACUUGAAUUCCUGAUUGUAAAUGUUUUAUCACAGUCCAACACUUGUCUUUUUGCCCUAUGUAAACUUAAGAGCAGUUCAUUUUAUAGAGUGUAAAACAGAGGCAACUGUGCCAACCCUGAUAUUGGAUGUGUUUCCAGACCGAGGGGGAACAUUAGGAGAAACCUUGUAUUAUAAUAUACCCUAAGUAGUAUAUUAUGCAGAUGUAGGUAGGAAUUAAAUUUAACUUGUAUUUAAGAGAGAGAAAAAUAUUUGAACAUCUGAAAACUGAAUUUAUGCUUUUACGGCUUAUUUCAUAAACACAAUGUUCUUUAAACAUUGGGAUAGGAAUGGGAGGGAAAAGUAUGAAAAUGUACACUUUAUGAAUAAGCUGAGUGUUCUGGUGCACUGAACUGUACAGCUGUGAAGUUUGAAUUUAUUGAUGGUAUUACUAACUGCUUUUCUCUGUAGAACAUUGUGUUUAGAGCAAAGUAUUUUGUGAAAGUAUGACUGUGCAUGCUAGACUGGGUGCCUUGUUCAAAUGGGAUUAUGAAGCAGUUGUCGAAAGGCCACAAAUGAGUUUUGGGUAUAAGGCAUUUGCACAACCAGCUGUCCUUGACAACAUUAGGAAAGUAACUGAGGCAAUUUCAAAGAACAAAUCUUGGAAAUUUGUGCAACUUAACCUUUACCAAGAUGAUGGUUUGGAAGAUGUGCAUUACAUUUGUUUUCACUGGCCUUUGUUGGGGGUAAAGCAGUAUCAGGUGCUGCAUUUUCAUGUUUUGUGGAAAAUAAUUUACUGAUUGUUUCUCUUUAGGUAAACUACAGUGAAGUGAUGGCUGCUGCAUUUUCAACCCAGCAGUUCAAAAUCUAUAACCCUGACCUUACAUUGCAUUUACACAUUCUACAAAAGGGGCUGUGAAUAGCAUCUAGCAACAGUGAUAUGUGUAAUUACAUUGUCUUCAGGAUCAAAUUACUGGAGUUGCAAAUAGUCAAAAUAAAAUUGGAAUAUCUGUUUUGUUCAAAAUAAUAUGCUAUACCCUUGGGCUGCAGUCCUGAAUGGUGCAAUAGUAAACUGCACCAAAAGGACAUUGUACAUAAGCUGACGAUUUUUUAUAGACCUAAAUUUGUAGCUUUUUUUGAUCUUGCCCAAAUGGCAGCUAGAAUUUGAAAAUUUAUAAACUUAUGUAAAUUUUUCAUGUUUUGUCACAAAGCAUAUUUUAUAAACACUUUUUUAAAUCAUUUGUAUUUGUUUUUAAGUAUUGUUCCACUGGUGAAUUGUCAUCUGGUAUGAAAGGAAUCUGAAAUAGAAAAUGUUCUACUUGUAGAGCUGAUUCCACAUUACGUGAUACCUGUGCAGCCUGGUUGACACCUGAGUGACCGCAGCCCAAAGGUAAUGAAGCAAAUGGUAACUUAUUUUCCAAUAGAAGUACGUCAAGAUUUUGUUUCUGAUAAUAUGAGUGAUAUCUCUGUCCAUUAAUACAAACUACCUUUUUUUUCCCCAUGAAGAGACAAACUCUUGGCCAAUCUCAUUCUUUUUGGACAAUCAUCUCAUUCAGCUAAGGGUUACCAAUUGUAUUAUUUUUAUUAUUCUGUGUGAGUGUGUGAGAGAAGUGAGCACAUGCAUGCUUUGUGAUUGUACAGCUAUUAAGAGUGUGGUUAAAUGGUUGACAUGCAUUGUUUGAAACAUUUGAAGGACUAAUGAGAUCGAUAAUACUUGGUAGUGGUUUAAUUAUCAUUUGAAUGGGAGUAAACUGAAUUCUUAAGAUCAGUAUUGCACUUUUCUUCCCUAUGUACAGUGCCCUCCAUAAUGUUUGGGACAAAGACCCAUCAUUUAUUUAUUUGCCUCUGUACUCCACAAUUUGAGAUUUGUAAUAGGAAAAAAAAUCACAUGUGGUUAAAGUGCACUUGGUCAGAUUUUAAUAAAGGCCAUUUUUACACAUUUUGAUUUCACCGUGUAGUGUUUAUACAUAGUCCCCCCAUUUCAGGGCACCAUAAUGUUUGGGACACAGCAAUGUCAUGCAAAUGGAAGUUGUCUUGUUUAGUUUUUUGUUGCAUAUCCUUUGCAUGCAAUGGCUGCUUGAAGUCUGGAAUUCAUGGACAUCACAAGUUGCUGGGUGUCUUCUCCGAUGAUGCUCUGCCAGGCCUGUAAUGCAGCCAUUGUUGGCUUAUGCUUGUUUUAGGGGGUAGUCCCCUUCAGUUUUCUCUUCAGUAUAUAAAAGGCAUGCUCAUUUGGGUUCAGAUCGGGUGAUUGACUUGGCAACUCAAGAAUUUACCAUUUUUUAGCUUUGAAAACUCCUUUGUUGCUUUAGCAGUAUGUUUGGGAUCAUUGUCUUGCUGCAGAAUGAACCGCCGGCCAAUGAGUUUUGAGGCAUUUGUUUGAACUUGAACAGAUAGAAUGUGUUUAUACCCUUCAGAAUUCAUUAUGCUACCACCAUCAGCAGUUGUAUCAUUAAUGAAAAUAAGGGAGCCAGUACCUUCAGCAGCCAUACAUGGCAGGCCAUAACACCCCCACCACCGUGUUUCACAGAUAAGGUGGUAUGCUUUGGAUCUUGGGCAGUUCUUUCUCUCCUCUAUACUUUGGUCUUGCCAUCACUCUGAUAUAAGUUAAUCUUCGUCUCAUCUGUCCACAAGACCUUUCUCCAGAACUGUGGUUGCUCUUUUAAGAACUUCUUGGCAAACUGCAAUCCGGCCAUCCUAUUUUUGCGGCUAACAAGUGGUUUGCCUCUGUAUUUCUGUUCAUUAAGUCUUCUGUGGACAGUGGUCAUUGGCAAAUCCACACCUGACUCAUGAAGAGUGUUUCUGAUCUGUUCGGACAAGUCUUUGGGGAUUUUUCUAUAUUAUAGAGAGAAUUCUUCUGUCAUCAGCUGUGGAGGUCUUCCUUGGCCUGCCACUCCCUUUGCGAUUAGUAAGCUCACCAGUGCUCUCUUUCUUCUUAAUGAUGUUCCAAACAGUUGAUUUUGGUAAGCCUAAAGUUUGGCUGAUGUCUCUGUAACAGUUUUAUUCUUGUUUCUCAGUCUCAUAAUGGCUUCUUUGACUUUCAAUGGCACAUCUUUGGUCCUCAUGUUGAUAAACAGCAAUAAAAGUUUCCAAAGGUGAUGAUGGAAAGACUGGUGGAAAGACUAGGUGCUGAGAGCUCUCUUAUACCUGCAUUAAGGAGCCAAUUAAACACACCUGAGCAAUUACAAACGCCUGUGAAGCCAUGUGUCCUGAACAUUAUGGUGCCCUGAAAUGGGGGGACUAUGUAUAAAGACAGCUGUCAUUUCUACAUGGUGAAACCAAAAUGGAUAAAAAAUACCCUUUAAUAAAAUCUGACAAUGUGCACUUUAAACACAUGUGAUUUUUUUUUUUCUAUUACAAAUCUGAAAUUGUGGAGUACAGAGGUAAAUAAAUAAAUGAAGGGUCUUUGUUCCAAACAUUAUGGAGGGCACUGUAUGUGGAUUUUGUAACAAUUAACCAACUGGAGUUUUAUUACAUUUGUAGAUGGAUAAGUCGUUGUGACAUGAACUACACAAAUAACAGAAAAUACAAAUGUAUGGAAACCUUUAUUAUCCUAAUAUUUAAAAAUAUUCAUCUCACUUAAGAUUUGAUACAAAAGCAGGAAAUCAAACAAUGAAGGAUAAAACAUCAACUGAGGAUCCCUCUAUUUAGAUGUGUGAAGAAUACAGAAUGUAAGCAGAAUAUUAAGAUAAGAGAACGUUUAUCACCCCCUCCCACCCUACCCUGUUUUUGCAGUAAUGCUGUAUGAUUAUAUUCUCAACUUCUACCAUGUAUUUCCUUCAGCCUCUAUGGCACUAAAUAAAUGCAAUGCAAAGUCCCCAUAGUAGUGAAUAUAUAAAGAUCCAUAGGUGUGGGGUUAAACCUCAACAAUAAAAACUGUGAACAUUACAUUUGUUAAACGAUAUUUAACACUAUGACUCCAAGUUUGUGUUUUUUAAAGAAUGUUAUUAAAGUAUUAGCCUUAGCCGUUUUGCAAAUAUCACGUUGGAGUUUAUAGAAUGUUUUAUGGAUCUAGCAGUUUGUGAAACUCCCUCAAGUGGUAUUUGAAUAAUUAGUUGAAACGGCAUGGCUGUGAUGUUAGUUACAUUGAUCAUGGUAAAUACUGUACAUAUAUUCUGUUUCACUUUUCUAGAAUGUAAUAAAAUGUUUCAUAGAAACUAAAAUCAUUUAUUAAGCUGAAUUGUGCUUUCUAACAAAAAUCGAACGAUAAGUGAAGGGCUAUGUCGAAUACGGAUGCAUCAUAUGUGUUCUGCAAUGAAACAGCCUCUUGGAAAACAUUCCGCCGAGAUUUUUGUAAAAUGUCAACAUUAAACACUCACGUUUGAACUGAGAA